Molecule: messenger RNA, 746 nt
Organism: Oncorhynchus mykiss (rainbow trout)
Lineage: Eukaryota; Metazoa; Chordata; Actinopteri; Salmoniformes; Salmonidae
Product: BolA-like protein 2
Biological process (GO): protein maturation; intracellular iron ion homeostasis
Cellular component (GO): cytosol; nucleus
Molecular function (GO): 2 iron, 2 sulfur cluster binding
Source: RefSeq, marked predicted
AAAGCGACACCAAAAGUAUGUCUGUUACAACAGAUCACAUCCGUGACAAACUAAUCAAGGAGAUCGGAGCGGUGCAUGUGGAAGUUGAAGACACAUCCCCUAACAGAUGUGCUGCCAGCUUCAAAGUUCUAAUAGUGUCUCCCCAGUUUGAGGGGAAACCACUGCUGGCGAGACACAGGAUGGUGAACACCUGCUUGGCUGAAGAGCUAAAAGAGAUCCAUGCCUUUGAACAGAAGACGCUGACACCAGAACAGUGGGAGAAACAGAAAGCACAGUGAUGAAGACACACACUGACCAUAUUUACUUGACAACUUAUUAUGUGUAAAUAAGCAACACUUGCUCACACAAUAUUGACUUUCUGGCCUAACAUAUAUUUAAUUUCAGUCAAUGAUGACUGAAAUUAAGUAUUAAACAUGAUGACAAAACAAUCCUGGUCUGAAUUCCUUAAUGAUUGAAUGAGUGUACUGAAACUUCACUUUCAGUUUUUGUUGUGGAGGUAUGUGAUUAUUACUGACAUUAUACCAAAUUGUUAUUAGGAAUGGAACAACGCAUAACACGGAACAGGCAGAAAAACUAAAAUGAAAUCUUAUCACUUAAAUAAACCAUUACUGCUUUUGUUCGGUCAUAACAAUGAAUGACUUGACUCAAGGAAAUGGCUUUUCAGAUUGGAAAGCCCCAAAUAAAGUUAUUUAUGUGAGAUCAAGUGUGUAAAUGAAUAAAAUGGGCUGGUACAGCUUUGAGAAUUG